GACGAUUACUUCCUCCGAUCAGCCAUGUCAACUGGCAAUUGCUUCCGUUGUCAUCAACCAGGCCACUGGGCCAACAACUGUCCUCUCAAAACCACUACGAAACCCACCUCCGCGGCCGCCGCCGCUUCUCUGCCCGUCAUUCACUGUCCAUGUAACGCCGGAGCUUGCAACAUUUUGACUUCCAAAACUGAGAAAAACCCAAACAGGAGAUUCUACACAUGCCCAAGCUGUAAAUUUUUUAAGUGGUGUGAUCAAGUGAGUAUCAAAUCGGAGCCAAUCUCCGAUCUCCCUACUUGUCCUUGUGGCGCAGGACCUUGUAAAAGAGUAACAGUCAUCGACGGACCAAACGCUCAACGUUCUUACUUUGUUUGCUGCGUUAAGAAGGGUUUUGGGGAUUGUGGAUUCUUUAAAUGGGAGGAUGAUGUUCAAAUUCAAUCUGAAUCUGAACAAGUAGAGAAUGAUGGCUUUUCGGGUUUUGAUGAGAGUUUGCUACACGAAACCGAGUUGGAUUCUGAUGGUAAUGUGAAAAGGAACAGACUUGGAGUUGUGGUUGAAUCAGAAUUGAAUCCAACUUCAUCUAGUGAGUCUACGACUCUUGGAAACAGAGUUGUUGAUACUCUUCCAAUGAAUGCAGUCACUGUGGGAAAAGGACCGCUUCCGGUUUUCGCAGGUUUCAACAAUCAAGAUACGGUCUCCAACGGUGUAGUUGCCUCUGCAAAUGGCAUUGUCCCUUCAUUUGAUUUGAUUACACUAUAUGACGAUGCGGUUCGCCUUGAGACGGAAGAGCAAGUACUCCCUUCAGUUGCCCCUAAACAUCUUGAUCCUCAAGUGGAGGCUUUGUGUGGUAAAGACAGUUAUGCAACGGAGGGAGUAGCGGGUCAUUCUCAGAACAAAAGCGAUCCAGUUUUGAAUGGUAGCAAAAAACCUGAGCAUUUACAUCAAGGAGCUACGAUAUCUGGUGAAACCGAGGCCUCAUUUUCAGGUAGCUCCUCCAUGAUGGAACUUAUUGAGCAAUAUGACUCAGAGAAGCUCUGUUUCGAGAGUAUAUCUAUGAAACAUGUUGAAGCGUUGACUGCCUAUACCGGUUCCUACAAACAAUUAGAGUCGCUUCGUGGUAGAGCACAUAAUCUCAAGAAGCAGCUACUUGAAGUAGAGAAACAGGUGAAGCUUUGCGAGGCUGAGACCUCGGAAUUUGCAGCAAGUCUUAAAGAAGUUUCUGGUGAAAUGGCAAAAUCCCAGAAGAAAAUGGUGGAGAUGGCAGGGAAAGUAGCUAAGGAAGUGAGAGUAAACAAGCAAAGGGAUUCCGCAGCUCCGUAGAUAAGAAGAAGAAGCUGAGAAUGGACUUAUCUUCCACAUGAAUGUUUCUAUAAUAUGUAUAUUGAAGAUGAUCGAUGUUUUGUAAAACUUAUGUAUUAUUUAGGGCUAAGCAUUUUGUGAAAUUCCUAUCAAACUUGUAGUCUUUUCCCUUUCCUUGAAUCAGAUAAUGAAGUUAACUACAUUCA
Arabidopsis arenosa is the source of this 1502-nucleotide messenger RNA. The record is from the annotation of a GenBank genome assembly. Lineage: Eukaryota; Viridiplantae; Streptophyta; Magnoliopsida; Brassicales; Brassicaceae.